CGUCAAUCUAACAGUAUCUUCCCAAGUGUGCAAUGUUGACCAAUAUCGGACACCACUUUAACUUUCAAAGUUUAAAUGCUCAGAUGAAUCUUUUAGAAGCGUCUUACCCCCACAGUUAUGCGGCAUUGUCAGCGUUACAGAGCUACCCCCAUUACAGCGGGCACCUACCAGGGGUGACAGGGCCUCCUUCUGAUCAAAUCGCAGCUUUGGAUUGUAGCAUAAACCAGGGGUAUUAUUCCACCGGCCCUGUCAAGUUCUCCGUGGAUAGAAUUCUUACAACAGGGGAGCCACGUUCACGAAGUUCUUCUCCUGUCGUCGACAAAGAUGACCCCGGCAAACACGACUCCCCGCACAGCAGGGAUUCAAAAGACGAUGGAAAAGACAGCCAGUCUGUAAAACGACGCCGAACUCGCACAAAUUUCACUGGCUGGCAGUUAGAAGAGCUGGAAAAGGCGUUUCAAGAUAGCCACUACCCCGAUGUUUUUAUGCGUGAAGCUUUGGCUCUUAAACUAGAUCUCGUGGAAUCUCGUGUUCAGGUUUGGUUCCAAAACAGACGAGCAAAAUGGCGAAAGAAGGAAAACACGAAAAAAGGUCCUGGACGCCCAGCUCACAACGCGCAGCCGCAAACAUGCAGCGGGGAGCCGAUGGACCCAGAAGAAGUGAAACGAAGAGAACAAGAGCGUGCGGAGAAGAAGAGAAGGAAACAGGAAGAUCGUCUUCGCAGACUCGAAGAGAAGAGGCGAGUUUCCGGUGAUGGAAAGGUUAAACUGUCCCUCUUGUCACUGUCUGACUUGUCCAGCUCCGCCAGUGACGGCCCGUACAGUUCGUCACUUUUAUCACCCAAUACCCGACCAGAUACCGGAAGUGACGACAGCAAUCAUGGCCAACCGGAGAAGCGGAAGUGCCCUUUCAGUAUAGACAGUCUUCUAGAAACGCCUAAAGUGCCGCGUGGUCGAAGACCGAAUUCAAAAUACCCACGUGUACAAGCAUGUAAAUCAUUAGGACCUUUAGCUCUUGGCAUGAUGCCACUGUUUCCUAUAACACAACCAAUAGGAUUUGUGGUUGAACAGCUCUCCGAAGACGAAGAAUAUGAUGGUGAUAGUGACACGAAUAUGCCACACAACCUGAGUUUUAAAGAAUCAAGAGACAAUGAUAAGACUCCAGAGGAGAAGAACACUGUGAAAUCGGAGGAAGAAAGUGCUUGUGUUCAGGUGCAGCAAAUAAAAGAAGAAGAGGUACCCGAGGAACAUAUCGAUGUCCUCGAAUGUUCAUGAGACGAGGAUGAGGAAGAAGCAUUGGAUGAAGUGUUUGAUGAAGACGUUAAGGAGGAAGAGAAGUGUGACAGCAGUCAGUAGAUAGUAGCUGACCGAGUAGCUGUACCUGUUAGUCUGUGAUGCAUGAACCUGAUGAAACUAAUACUAGGGUUCAUUAUAGUUCAAAACGUUUAGGCGAGUUUCUUUUGUCGAACUGAGUUUGAGCAGCUGUAAACAUGUAUGUGAAACUGAAAAGACAGUGUUGACUUAUCACAGAAAGAGUUUGGAUGGAAACGAAACAUAAAUCCCAGAUAACACUUCCAUUUAUAAGCUGUGAUCACCAUCGUAUACUGUUUAAGUAUUUAAAGAAAUUACAGAUGAAUUACAUGUUUGUUACAUUAAAGACAAAUGUCUUUUUGUAGAUCAAUAUGUCCAAAUCUGUGAAACAGAUGUGAUAGAAAUGUGAAGAUUUUGGUACGUAGAGCCUGAAUUUCAUACUCAGUAAAUGGCAACGACAAGCUGUCGCCUUGAAGGUUCAGCGAUACCCAACGUGAAGUGCCACUUUGUGAAACUGUGUGGGUGAAACCAGUGCACCUGUGUGAAUGCUGGGGUAAACAUGAGCGUAUGAAUGUGAUGUUUGUGGUGUUUAGUUGAGUAUUUGUUGAGAAUGUGCCAUAGUAGCGAAUACGUUGAUACUAGACUGUGCUCGAGUCUAUAUUGGUCACAAUAAAACCAUAUUACAUUAA
Messenger RNA from Haliotis rubra (blacklip abalone), 1999 nucleotides. Its product is annotated as homeobox protein unc-4 homolog. The transcript has 3 exons. NCBI's taxonomy places the organism in Eukaryota, Metazoa, Mollusca, Gastropoda, Lepetellida, Haliotidae. The record is from RefSeq and is a predicted model, not a curated record. Gene Ontology annotation, biological process: regulation of DNA-templated transcription. The coding region runs from base 33 to 1274 and encodes 413 amino acids. Gene Ontology annotation, molecular function: DNA-binding transcription factor activity, RNA polymerase II-specific; sequence-specific double-stranded DNA binding.